This is a messenger RNA of Cherax quadricarinatus, 5844 nucleotides long. Lineage: Eukaryota; Metazoa; Arthropoda; Malacostraca; Decapoda; Parastacidae. The record is from RefSeq and is a predicted model, not a curated record.
ACCAGUAUCGCAAGACUCGGGGACACAGUAGCACCAAGGCUCCAGCAGCGUAGUGGUCCUCACCUACGUCGCCUCUCUGCCCGCCCACCACCACCCUUAACGCUCAGGAGCCACCCACCUUCGCCCCUAAAUAGUCAGAAGCCGCCCAUCGUCUCUCAAACUUUCAAGGGCCGCCUACCGCCGCUCCGAAUCAAAGGCGGCCCACCACCGCCCACUCAGCUCAAGAGUGCCACACUUCAACACACUCUGAAGUGCCUCUUUGUCCUGGUCAUACAACACACACAGAUAGUAUACGCCACACAACCAGUUGCGAAGUAAAAUCAAGAAGCCAGUGAAUUCAAGACACUGGAUGAUAGUAAUUCAAAGUGAUCAGAUCCAAGAAUGAAAAAUCUGUAAUAUCGUAUUUCCUUCCCAGGCCUACGUUGAUUGUGUUGUGUAUCGCAGUGAGAGUGUGUGUAGGAGGUGGCAGUGGCGUGUUACACUGUGGUAAUUAUAGCCAGGCGCGUGAGCACAUCUAGCGAGCUGAAGUGUGGCUGUGUCAGAGACUCCCGCACCAAGAUGGUCCUCGACACAAAGUUCGGGAUGCGAUCCCCGGACAGGGACCCCCAGAGCGGGCAGGCCAGAGUGGCGGUCAUAGGAAGCAAAGCUGUUGGCAAGACAGCUCUUACUGUGAGGUACCUGACGAAGAGAUUCAUCGGAGAAUACCAGUCAGACACAGACAUGAUCUACCGCGCCACUAUGCCAGUCGACGGCUCCAAGAUAGCACUGGAAAUCCUCGACCUCUCCUCCAACCUGGACGAGGUGGUGGUGCCGCGGGAGACGGUGGCGUGGGCAGAGGCGUGGCUGGUGGUGUACAGCAUCACGUCGUGGGAGUCGUUCCGAGUGGGCGUGCGGGCGGUGGAGGCGGUGACCGCAGCUUGCGGCGCUGACCAGCCCAACCCGCCCGUGCUUAUCAUGGCCAACAAGAAGGAUCUGGAGCAUAUACGACAGGUCCCUGAGAGUGAGGGCAGGAAACUAGCUGACCAGUACGGCUGCAGGUUCGUCGAGGUGUCAGCUGCUGAGAUGGUGUCACAGGUGAACGACUCCAUUGAUGGGUUGCUGCGCCAGGUGUCGCAGCUCAAGGGACAGACGUCUCCUAGGCUGCGCAAGCUUAGCGUCUCUAAGAUGUUCAACCAAUUGAUGAACCUUAGCAGUGGAGGCAGCGGUCACCAGGACCACAGACCUGUCAUGCCUCGUGUCUCCCUCAGGGACAGAACCAGGAAGAGAGGUCAUAUUCGUCAGAGCUGAGGUCAGCACCUGGUGAAACGAGGAGGUCAUGUGUCUGUGUCAGCGUGCUGGAGCCACCUUCCCUGCACUUCCAGGCUCUUUCGAUCAACUCUUUAGUGUUUUCAGUCGUGCUGACAGUUUGCUAGGUGGAGUCUGACGCGAUGAUAGAUAUUUGCUAACAUUUCCUUUCUAUGUGAGAUUAUCUGCGCAGGGAAGCUGUAAUCUAGGUUCACCUAUGUUGAGACAGGGUCAGACAACAACAGAUGUUCUGUUAAACCAUUCACAAAUUCUUUGACCAUAUUAAGAAUACAGAUGAGCAGCUUCGGUAUGACGGAGACGAAUUAUUAAAUAAUUUUUUUAACACACCGGCAAUCUCUCAAUGAGGUACUGCUUGGUGAAACACUCUUUCCCUCACUGUUUUGCCAGAAUUGUGUUUGACAUCACAGUUCAGAUGACCCUCCGAACUGCCACAUCUCCGCCCCUCCGUCAGAGUGUAGGCACUGUACUUCCCACCUCCAGGACUCAACGCGUGUACACCAAAUGUAGUUAAAUUUAUAACAGUGCAAAUUUCAAAUGAGCUGUAAGUAAGGUGGGUGAUGGCGGCAGUUAUUAGUGUCUGGGAGGAGCUCAUCUUAUUGUUGCUCGAAAGAUUUUCAGAUUCACUUUACAAAUUUGUCUCUUCUGUACGGCAGUGUAUUGAAGGCUCUAGUGCAGGAUAAUAAAACUCGUGUGUGUGUUAUUUGUUUAUUUAUUUAUGUAUCUAUUUAUUUAUAUAGUCAUAUUAUAGGAUAUGAUACUUCAAAAAGCAGAAAUAAUAUUUCAUCAUACACUGAAUGGCUAUUGUCUGAUCUCAAGACUUCAUGCCCAGAGACUCUCAUGGAAGCUGUAUUUCUUGAUUAGUCAAGAGUCUUAUUGAGACAAAUGAAGGAGUGAAUAUUCUGUAGUACUUCUAUUUUAACUUUGAAUUAAACCACGAGAUAAAGGAAUAUUGCUCAAAUAUUUCUUGACAGAAACUGCAUGAACACAGUAGUAUGUUGUCUCUUACUGGAAAAUAUUACACAUGAUAUUUUUCUUGUGCAGACCUUUUUUGCAUGGAGGGCCUCCAUUUUUUUUCAAGACAAUUUCCGAUUAUAUGACUGAAAAAAAAGUCUUGUUUGUUAGAUAUUUGAUAGUUAGGGUUCCCUCUCAUGUAUAUACACUACUAUGGUUUACUUCAUUCCUAUCACCGACUUAAUAUUGACAUAUACAGCCUGAAUAAAUGAUACCCGGGCAAAUGGUGACUAUUGUUUUUUGCCAGAAGUAAAUUUGUGCUUCGUUGCUCUUGGUUAUGUUUUCGUUGUUGGCCAGAACGUACAAUGGGGAGAAAGGGAGGAUUCUGAAUGUCUCUCUUCCACUGAGUAUUCCAGGGAAGUGAAGUAUGUAACUGAAUUGUAUCUUAAAAAAGUAUGUAAUGUGUGAUGGAAAGAAAGGCAAAGUGUCCACCACCAGCCAUGGUCAAGCAGACUGUCACCCUCCGCUCACAACUGACAGAUGCUGGGGUCGAACCCCAGACGAGGUGGGACGUAUGGGCAAGUUUCUUAAGCUCUAACUUUAAGUUCUGUUUAUAUAAAGCAAUCUAAGAUUCAGUGAAUUAGAGUAUUUAUUCAAGAUUUUACAGUCACUGGAGUUUAAAGGGUGAUUUAAAGAAAAUGAAUGCUUCCGAAUUUCGGAGUAAGAUGGGUAACUUAACAAGUGUUGUCCCUUCUACCUAGCAGUAGAUAGAUUUAUGUAAGUUAGGUUACGAUUACUUGCUGUAUCCUCAGGGAGGACGUUCAUAAGGACCUCAAUGGAAUUAUAAGCCACGCUGCUUGACUUUCCUAAAUUACCCUGGCUUAUCCUAACCCUCCAGGAUUAAUAUUCCAACUCAAGUGUCCCGUGGUCUGGUAAGCAACGCUCUCGCCUCACACACGAGUGUCCGUGGCUCGAUCCCCGGCAAGGGUGAAAACACUGGGCGUGUUUCCUUACACUUACUGUCCCCUUUCACCUAGCAAGUAGGUACCCGGGUGCUAGUCGACUGGUGUGGGUAGCAUCCUGGGGGACAAGAUUGAGGACCACAAUGGAAAUAAGACAGACAAUCCCUUGAUGACUCACUGCCUUUCUUGGGUUAUCCUGGGUGGAUAACCCUCCGGGGUUAAAAAUCCGAAGAAAAUCUUAUCUACUGUGCUUCUUUCUUCCAACUCCACUGAUAUAAAAAAAACGAAAUAUACGAACUGACAUUCUUGAAGAAAUGUCAUCAUGUCAAUUGUAAAUCAGUUGUGAUGUUGCUGAAUAAGAUGAUCCAUUUGUCAGCAUAAUUUUUUUAUUAUUUUACCCUUGAGUCUCACAUGUCGAACUGACCACUAGAUUUUAAUUCAAAUUCAAAUUCAAAUUCAAAGUUUAUUCUCUAUAAGGAUUACAAUGCUGAGUUUACAGAAAUUUGGUUAUUGUGUGGUUUACAUGUAGUAAAAUUGUGGUUGUUAGUGAAUAUAACGAAAUAAUGUGCUUCUACAUCGAAUUUUUUUGGAAUUUUCUUAAACUGUGGAAGUACUCAGGAGAAAACCAAGACUAUAAUGUAUACAGUGACAUGUGUAUGUCUGUGUAUGUACACCGAGAGGUGUAUAUUUGUGUGUAUAUUGGUCAGAAAAGUUUAGGUGUGGAAGUAUUUUUACCCGUUAUUGUACAGCUGUGAUUCAACCUUAUUGACCUUCGUGGAGUCGACAGUCUUGAAACCUAACAAACCAUUAAGUGGAAGAUGGAAAAAUAGUUAUAUUUUAUACCCGGAAGCUGGUAUCCCAGGCACUGUGAAGGUGCUGGCACUGUGAAGGUGCUGGCACUGUGAGGGUGCUGGCACUGUGAGGGUGCUGGCACUGUGAAGGUGGUGCUGACACUGUGAAGGUGCUGGCACUGUGAGGGUGCUGGCACUGUGAAGGUGCUGGCACUGUGAGGGCGCUGGCACUGUAAAGGUGCUGGCACUGUGAAAGUGCUGACACUGUUAAGGUGCUGGCACUGUAAAGGUGCUGGCACUGCGAAGGUGCUGGCACUGUGAAGGUGCUGGCACUAUGAAGGUGCUGACACUGUGAAGGUGCUGGCACUGUGAAGGCGCUGACACUGUGAAUGUGUUGGCACUGUGAAGGUGCUGGCACUGUGAAGGUGCUGGCACUGUGGAGGUGGUGCUGGCACUGUGAAGGUGCUGGCACUGUGGAGGUGGUGCUGACACUGUAAGGUAAGCGUGCAUUUUCUUAUUACAUUCGUCAGUGAAAAACAACUGGCACGGUGCGUGUGUUUUACCUGGAGUUUACCUGGAGAGAGUUCCGGGGGUCAACGUGGUUGGCUGUGUGUUGUAGACGCGGGAAUCUAUACCACAUGCUUACUUACUUACAUGCAUGUGGUGUUAUAGGCGAGGUGUUAUAGCCGAGGUGUCUAGUAAGACACAUGAUAUGUGGUAACGCUGUCACCACAACGUAUCAGUCAGGUCGACGUGACCUGGUGUAGGUGCUGACCUGGCUCAUCUUGCAGGUUCCCUAGUCAUUAGGGAAAAAAAAGGACUGAAUUCUAACCUAAUUAUCCGUGCCCAGUAACGAAAACAGCUUUGUGGCAACUACUGAGCUGGUAACAUAAAAAAAAUUUUUUAAGGAAACAGGACAUAGCAGUGUUAGUGUUGUCAUGAACUAUUUCUUGUUUUUCGAUGGUACAAAAGAGAAAAGAUAAGAAUGAUGUGGACACCCAGGGGACGAUGCAGCCUUGUUUUAGAUGUACAGACAUAUGGUGGUAGUGUUUAAUAAGGAGAAAACCAUGAACCCCGAGUGCUUGUGGAGCUGAGAAUUACCUUCGUCUCCACACCUCUCUGUCAACAGGAUAUAAAAUGAUUAAUCUAUAGAUUAUUUACUAAUUCACGCAUUCUUAUUUUUGCACUUGGUUUUUUUGACAUCUUUAACGUGUUAGUCAAACAUAUUUACGAGUUUUUCUUUUGUUUUGGUGAUGAUUUUGGGUGUAAUAAUAUAAGCAACACUAAUGUUGCACUACAGAACACAAGAUCACAACUUGGAAAUUAUUGUCAUGUUGAAAAUCCAGGCUGGACCGACAUGGUGUCCGGUGUUUGUGACUUUCUAAUUAUCCUGAAGUCUAUUUAUUCCGUCAGCUUCUACAUGUUUAAAAUUUUAAGUCAUAUGCGUACCGCUGCAUUUUAUAAAUCACUUACAAUUGAAGGUUAGGAGGACGAAAUGACAAAAUUUGAAAUCAAUCAGAAGAGCAUGUGAUUCAAUUUUAUGAAAAACACCAGUAAUUCUUAAUGUUAAACUACUUACUCUUGCUGGUCAAUAACUAUUAGCCAUGUUUUAAUGUAGAGUGGCAUAAAUCAUCCCCAGACUGAGUUAAUGGCGUGUUUGAGUCCUUCCAACGAGGAUUUAAACCAAAUUGCUUAAGGGACUUUCUUGGCAUAAUUGUAGGACUAAGCAUUGUGAUGUUAAAAGUAUAUUAUGACAAUGGUCCUUUAAAUAAUGUGUAUUGUUGAGCUUAUUAGCCGCACUACUAUGUACAUAUUAAUAAACUUUUUUUGAUAAA